Messenger RNA from Miscanthus lutarioriparius, 1041 nucleotides. The record is from the annotation of a GenBank genome assembly. Lineage: Eukaryota; Viridiplantae; Streptophyta; Magnoliopsida; Poales; Poaceae.
AUGGGCUCCCUCCCGGUGCCGGCCCCGGCGGAAUGCGCCCCCCCGCAGGGGCGCGCCACGGUGUCGGCGUCGGACCUGGCGCCGCUCUUCUCCGCGCAGCGCCGGCACCUGGACCACUUCUUCGACCGCCUCGACAUGUCGCAGGCGGCGGCGUUCGCGCAGGCGCUGCUGGACGCGCCGGGCGCCGUCUUCUUCACGGGCGUCGGCAAGUCGGGCAUCGUGGCGCGCAAGAUCGCGCAGACGCUGGCGUCGCUGGGCUUCGCGCGGGCAGGGUUCCUCGCCCCCGUCGACGCGCUGCACGGCGACAUCGGCGCGCUCUUCCCCGGGGACGUCCUCGUGCUCCUCUCCAAGUCCGGCGCCUCCGACGAGCUGCUCGCGCUCGCGCCCUGCGCGCGCGCCAAGGGCGCCUACCUUAUCUCGCUCACCUCCGCGGCCUCGGGGGCGGACUGCCCGCUCGCCGCGGCCUGCGACCUCAACGUCCACCUGCCGCUGCAGGGGGAGGUCUGCCCCUUCGGUCUCGCGCCCGUCACCUCCACCGCCAUCCAGAUGGUGUUUGGGGACACCGUCAUCGCCGCCAUCAUGGAGGCAAGGCGACUCUCCAGGGACCAGUACGCCUCCAACCAUCCCGCUGGCAAGAUCGGCAAGACCCUCAUCUUCAAGGUUAAGGAUGUUAUGAAGAAACAGAAUGAACUUCCUCUGUGCAAGGAGGGAGAUAUGAUAAUGGAGCAACUCACCGAGCUCACCAGUAAAGGUUGUGGUUGUCUGCUUGUGGUUGAUGAAGAGCAUCAUUUGAUUGGGACCUUCACUGAUGGUGAUCUCCGGCGGACACUGAAGGCAAGCGGGCCAGCUAUCUUUAGUCUCACAGUUGGAGAGAUGUGCAACAGGAAUCCAAGAACAAUCACUGCGGAGGCAAUGGCAGUUGAAGCCAUGGAGAAGAUGGAGUCACCACCUUCACCUGUACAGUUCUUGCCUGUUGUCAACGAGAACAACAUCGUGUGUGGCAUCAUCACAUUGCAUGGAUUGGUCUCUGCUGGAUUGUAG